Molecule: messenger RNA, 2331 nt
Organism: Aspergillus bombycis
Lineage: Eukaryota; Fungi; Ascomycota; Eurotiomycetes; Eurotiales; Aspergillaceae
Gene: bxlB
Product: putative beta-xylosidase
Exons: 1
Coding region: 1-2331 (776 amino acids)
Biological process (GO): xylan catabolic process; arabinan catabolic process
Cellular component (GO): plant-type cell wall
Molecular function (GO): alpha-L-arabinofuranosidase activity; xylan 1,4-beta-xylosidase activity
Source: RefSeq, a predicted model, not a curated record
AUGGUGCACGUCUAUCCUCUCUUACGGCCACUCGCCGCACUAUUGUUCUUUACAUCCCUAGCUUCGACCGAGAGUAUAUUUCCAGAUUGUAGCAGUGGCCUCUUAAGCAAAAACAAUGUCUGCAACACAUCCCUCGACCCUGUAUCCCGGGCCAAAUCGCUCGUGGCAGCUAUGACUCUUGAGGAGAAAAUCAACAACACCAAGUAUGACUCGUCCGGGGCGCCUAGACUGGGCCUACCUGCCUAUAACUGGUGGAAUGAAGCACUCCAUGGCGUAGCCAAGGGUCAUGGUGUGUCGUUUCCCGGCAGCGGUGACUUCAGCUACGCGACUUCCUUCCCAAUGCCCAUUCUUCUCGGAGCUGCCUUCGACGAUGAUCUUGUCAAGCAAGUCGCCACUGUCAUCAGCACUGAGGCUCGAGCGUUCGCAAAUGGUGGCCAUGCGGGUCUCGAUUAUUGGACACCCAAUAUUAAUCCAUUCCGUGACCCUCGAUGGGGUCGUGGUCAAGAAACCCCUGGAGAAGAUCCGUUGCAUCUUUCUCGGUAUGUCUACCAUCUGGUGGAUGGACUUCAGGAUGGUAUCGGGCCUGAUAGACCCAAGGUAGUCGCAACGUGCAAGCAUUUCGCAGCGUAUGAUUUGGAAAAUUGGGAAGGGAUUGAGCGAUACGCAUUCGAUGCUGUUGUAUCUUCUCAGGAUUUAUCUGAGUACUAUCUUCCACCCUUCAAGACAUGCACGCGCGAUGCGAAAGUCGGCGCCGUGAUGUGCAGUUACAACUCCUUAAACGGCAUCCCCACUUGCGCAGAUCGCUGGCUGCUGCAGACUCUCCUCCGUGAGCACUGGGGAUGGGAACAAACUGGCCACUGGGUCACCGGCGAUUGCGGCGCAAUUGACAAUAUCUACGCUGACCAUCAUUACGUCGCCGAUGGUGCCCAUGCUGCCGCUGCUGCUCUGAAUGCCGGAACGGACCUAGACUGCGGGUCCGUCUUCCCGGAAUAUCUGGACAGCGCACUCCAGCAGGGUCUAUAUACCAAUCAGACAUUGAAUCAGGCACUCAUACGACUAUACUCAUCUCUUGUAAGGCUCGGGUAUUUUGACCCUGCAGAGGGUCAACCCUACCGAUCGAUAGGGUGGAAUGAUGUGUUCACGCCAGCCGCUGAGGAACUUGCCCUCAAGGCAGCGGUCGAAGGUAUCGUCCUGCUCAAGAACAAUGGAGCACUCCCGCUGAAGAGCAACGGAACAGUAGCAAUAAUUGGCCCGUUUGCGAACGCAACGACGCAACUACAGGGAAACUACGAGGGACCUCCAAGGUACAUUAGGACGCUGAUCUGGGCAGCCGCACACAAGGGAUACAAGGUGAAAUUCUCUCAAGGUACAGAUAUCAACUCAAACAGCUCAGCCGGCUUCGCGGAAGCCAUCUCCGCCGCCGAAGAAGCAGAUAUUGUGAUCUAUGCGGGCGGCAUAGACAACACAAUUGAGAAAGAGUCGCAGGAUCGCACCACUAUUGCGUGGCCCGGAAAUCAGCUAGAUUUGAUCGAACAGUUGUCCGACCUAAAGAAACCAUUAAUAGUGGUGCAGUUCGGCGGUGGGCAAGUGGACGACUCCUCCCUCCUUGCAAAUACCGGUGUCAGCGCACUCCUGUGGGCAGGUUAUCCCAGUCAAGCGGGUGGCGCAGCCAUCUUCGAUAUUCUAACCGGGAAAUCAGCACCUGCUGGGCGUCUUCCGGUAACACAGUACCCUGCCAGCUAUGUAGACGAAGUCCCCAUGACAGACAUGACCCUUCGUCCAGGGUCUAAGAACCCAGGAAGAACCUACCGAUGGUAUGACAAGGCAGUGCUGCCAUUCGGCUUUGGUCUCCACUAUACAACGUUCAAUGUGUCAUGGGAUUACGACGAGUAUGGUCCGUACAACACGGAUUCUGUAUCCAGUGGUGCUACUAAUGCACCGAUUGAUACGGAACUUUUUGAUACUUUCUCUGUCACGGUGACGAACACAGGGAAGGUGACAUCGGAUUACAUUGCCUUGUUAUUCUUGACCGCUGAUGGAGUCGGGCCGGAGCCUUAUCCUAUCAAAACACUGGUGGGAUACAGUCGCGCGAAGGGGAUCAAACCCGGACAGAGCCAGCAAGUUAAUUUGGAUGUUUCGGUGGGUUCCGUUGCCCGGACUGCUGAGAACGGAGAUUUGGUGCUGUAUCCGGGGUCCUAUAAGCUGGAGGUAGAUGUCGGACAGGACUUCCCGUCGGCCACAUUUACCGUCAGUGGAAAGGAGAAGGUUUUGGAUGAGUUUCCUCAGCCACAGCAAAAUGCAACUUCCAAUGUCGCGCGUCAGGGUCGAUGA